AUGUCUUGUCCAUAUCAGACGGCGUUUCCUGGGGAAGGUAUUUUAACAGAUCUUGCCAAGAGAUUGGUGGAUAAAACUAUAACAGAAGUCAAUUAUUUUCUUCAUUUCAAGACUCAUCUUUGCGAGUUUGAGCAACAACACAAUGAGUUGGAUGCAAAAUUUGAAGAAGUGAAUAAUGAUAUUGAAGAUGCCAAGAGAAGAAAUGAGAACCCAACCAAAGAUGUUGAAGUUUGGAAAGACAAAGCUUAUAUUCUAAUUCAGGAGAAUCAUAGAAUCAAGCAAACAUGGUCUUAUAGUUCAUGUCCUCAUUGGAGAUACCGACAAGGCAAGAGGUUGGCAAAGAGGAUGCUACUUAUUAAAGAUCACAUACAAAAGUUUAGCUUCGAAAGAGUGGCGCGUCCAGCUAAACUUCCAGGUAUCAAAUACCAUGCAAGAGAUUUCAUUGAUUUUGAGAGCAGAAAAUCAAAAUUGAAACAACUUGUGGAAGCUUUAAAAGAUGGAAAUCAUUACAUGGUUGGGUUGCAAGGGAUGGGGGGAACAGGCAAAACCACAUUGGCAACACAAGUGGGCAAACAACUUGAAGAAUCCAAAGCAUUUGAGAAUGUCAUCUUUAUUGUCAUGUCCAAUCCUCCAGAUAUCAACAAGAUUCGAGGAGACAUUGCAAGACAAUUAGGAUUGCAUUUAGAGGAAACAACGGAAGCUGAUCACUCAAAGCUUUUGUGGUUUAGAAUUUCUAAUGAAGAAAGGAAAUUACUUAUAAUAUUAGAUGAUGUAUGGGAAAAGCUAAAUCUUACAGACAUUGGGAUUCCAUUUGGACCUAAUCACAAGAAUUGCUAUGUUUUGAUAACCACUCGCCAUUCAAGAGUUUGUGAAGAAAUGAGAUGCCAAAAAACAAUUCACCUACACACAUUAAUAGAUGAGGAUGCAUUGAAUCUUUUUUUGUUUCAUGCUGCAAGUAAUGAUGGUUUUUUGAGAAAAGAGUUAGAGGAUCUUGCACGAGAUUUUGUGAAAGAGUGUGGAGGAUUACCAAUUGCAAUUGUAUCGCUAGCUAGCACAUUAAGAAUUUGGCCAGUAAGUGAAUGGAAGGAAGCUUUGGCAACUUUAAGAAAAUCUGAGCAAUUUCUUAAUGUUGAUGAAGAUUUGGUUCAGGUUUAUAGAUGCUUGAGCUUAAGCUAUGAGAAUAUGAGAAAUGAGAAGGCCCAAAAGCUCUUUCUAUUGUGUUCUAUUUUUCCAGAAGACUAUAAAAUUCCUAUAAACUUUAUUAUUAGACUCGGUAUAGGGGCAGGAAUUUUUGGCAAAGUUGAAGAUUAUUGUGUAGCUAGAAGCCAAGUACUUGGAGUGAAAAAUGAACUCGUAGCUUCUACUUUGCUGUUAAGGUUGAUGAGGAAGAAUGUGUAA
Molecule: messenger RNA, 1398 nt
Organism: Prosopis cineraria
Lineage: Eukaryota; Viridiplantae; Streptophyta; Magnoliopsida; Fabales; Fabaceae
Product: disease resistance protein SUMM2-like
Exons: 1
Coding region: 1-1398 (465 amino acids)
Molecular function (GO): ADP binding
Source: RefSeq, a predicted model, not a curated record